Molecule: messenger RNA, 423 nt
Organism: Penicillium riverlandense
Lineage: Eukaryota; Fungi; Ascomycota; Eurotiomycetes; Eurotiales; Aspergillaceae
Exons: 2
Coding region: 1-423 (140 amino acids)
Source: RefSeq, a predicted model, not a curated record
AUGACCUCCCCACUCCCGUGCGUUCAGCUCAGCCCGGCAAGCACCAAUACUUGGACCGACCCCAUUCUCUGUGAGGAGACUCGAGCCAGACUGGUUCAUUUUCGCAGCCUUGGAUGGCUCCCUCCAUAUUUCAAGCCAAGGACGCUGGCAGGCAUUGCAGUCAUCGAACGUUACUGGCGGAAAGAGACAGCCCAGAAAGAAUACUUUCAGAAUGCACCUGUGCUCGAAGUCGAUAAACAGAUCAAGCAACUUCUCGGUCUGUCCGAUUUUGAAGACAGUGAUGUUGACAACUCUAGCGAUGAAGAUUGGGAGCUUCCUAUCCCAGAAUACGUCUUUUCCGAGCGGGCACGCCUAGUGGAAAAUUUCUACGGAUCCGAAGCAGAGAACUUUGAUGAAGACCAGCUUCUUGCACGACGUAUCUAG